CAGUGACUGCGAAACCGUCAUCACAAACCACCAUUCACAGACAACGCUUCGGGGCCAACAAAAUUGUCGUCAGCGGGGCUUCGUACAUGUAUCGCUUUCGCUCACCUCACAUGACACUCAUUUUGUGGUCGCUCAACUGAGCAACAACUUUUGUGCACUCACCAGGCUCUACAGAGCGCAAUUACAGCCCGCUCAGCUGACUUCUGCCGACUCGCUGCCUGUCAAGAGCAAAAAAAAUGACGGACAGGCACGCGCCUAAUGGACGGCCAUUAUCACCACUGAAUGAAGUCGCUGCUGAACAGAGCAGCCUCAACACUGCGUCAUCCCCACCUUCAACCCCGGGAAGACUUGCGCGCCGUCGCCGCGUAUUUAGCAGAUUUUCUCGAUCCAGCGACGAUAUCCGAGCAGGGAGUAGUCGAAGCCCGCCAGCCUUCAACCCAGAGGCAAUCGAGUUUGUGCCAUCCAGCAGAAUGUCUUCUAAGAGAAAGGCAUCAUCCUUGGCGAGGCCGAGCAAGAAUGCUGCAUCGAGUGCUCGCACAGCUGGACUGGAUCGUGGAUCGCCAGACAAUCCCAUCAUACGUGCUCAGGACGUUUUCGGCUCUGGCCCUCUGACGCGUUCAAGCAAUGUUGGUGAUACACUCGAAGCCGGAUUGUCAGCGCUUCUAGACGACGAAGAUGACACUGAGCUAUUCGACAUGGACAUAUCUGAUACAGCAGCAGGAUCUGCCAUUCCAAUCAACAAUGCAGGUCCUGCACCACGAACGCGAUUCACCGACGCCAUGAUGGUCGUGCGCGCUCAGCUGACUGAGACAUCGACAUCUGCUGCAGAGCUCUUACAGUGCUACUCUGCAAUCCUCUUCAGCACAGAGGCCAGUGGACUGACUGGUGGCAUGCCUGAUGGUGUGACUAAGCUACGUUACCUUCCUCUGUGCCCUAGGUCCAGUGUCAACAGACCAGAAGCUAUCACCAAAGACACAGAAUUGAUCGUUCUGCCCAGCCAUGGUGAGCGAAUCAACAAUUUGACCAAGACCAUUUCUCGCUGCCAGGCAGACUGGCCAAGGGAGGUACUUCCCGUGGAGAUUUUCAACCUGAUCACAUCGUCCUUGUCGCGCGAUGACCUGAAAUCGAUGCGCCUGGUCAACAGGGAGUUCGAAGAAAAGGUUUCCGCAAAUCUGUUCGCCUCCGCAGUGGUGCCAUUUAACACAGAACUCUACGAUAUGAUCGAGGAGGAUAGUAAAGCCGCUCACAGAAUGCCGAGAGCGACCCCUGUGGCGGAGGCAAAAGGUAAGGCCAAGGCAAUGGACUCCAAUGAGCAACCUAGUGACAGGUCUCUACGAGGUCUGCAUUGGCAGAAUGCCAAACACGACGCCGAGGGCAAAGUAUACAAAGGCCAUGGGCUUCGUGUUUUCCGAGGCUUUGGCCCGUACUUUCGACGUUUUGGAAUGAGCUUCGAAGUCGCUGAGGACCAACUGGCACGGCCACCGAUGAAGAAAGAGCUCGACCACGUAACGGCUUACUAUGGCUCAUACGAAUGGCCUCACCAGCAAUACACGCGGUUUGCUGGUCUCGCAGGUCUCGAACGUACGGCAGAUGAGACGCUGAGAAUGAAAGCGGCUUUUUCCAAUUUGGGCAAAGUGCAGGACUUGGGCCUGUCAAUUGAUUCUGGUCUAGGCUGGCUCAAUGGCCCAGACAGAUCUAUACAUGCUCGCGUGUUUCAGCGUCCGUCGCCCGUCUUUGGACCGUCCCGAUUGACGCCAGAUCAGCAGGCGCAAGACGCACAGACCUUCUGGCAGGCACUUCAGGACUGUCAUGCAAGUAUCGGCUUUCGGGGAAAUCAGAAAGAGGUAUCACUUGAUCGUCGCAUACUCAGCGUGGCACCUCCUGAGAUCGCAGGAAUUCAGGACUCUAAAUUUGCGAACACCCAAGCCUGGUCUUCGAUUGCGGCAGGUAAAGCAGUACCAGCAAUCUCAUCUGGAACUGCGUCCUCAGAGAGCCGUUAUGGACUCCUUUACACUUCUAUCAGUCAAGCAGACUUAACGACUUCUGCUGCCUACGACAAGUCGGCCCUGGUACCUGCUGAGCUCCGAAAAGAGCAGAAGGAAUGGCUUAUGGAGACUGAUUGGGCACAGCGCGCCUUCUUGGAGUGCUAUAUGCUUGCGGUCAUGGACAAUCCAGCAAAUUUUGGGAAGGUCAAGGUACUGACUAUUGCUAAAGUCUCCAGUGGACUGCUGCCGAUUCUGUCACGAGAAGCGUUCUGGGAAGCACUUCCGAGUGUGACGGAUGUCACCAUUCACGUCAAGCCGGACUGGAGGACUGUUGAGCGAGACAACGCAGGAUACGCUGAGGUUUGCCAGCGCCACCCGUCUGAGGCCGUCACCACUUUUUACCGGUGCAUACUUCGCGACCGUCUCUGCUUGAAGUCUACCAUCAAGAAGCUCAAUAUCGGCUGGACAGCUGGUGGGGAGCAUGCUGAAGGAGUCUUUGCCCGUAACAAUCAUGUUCUUCCGGCUCCUAUAACACAGCUCGACCACAGCACGGCUGUGAACAAUCAGCUGGGCUUGAUCUUCAAUUUCGUCGAGCAUCUUACAUUGCACAACUGCUGGAUUACCCCGGUCACCCUCGAGGGGCUGAUCAAGAGUCACGCAGACAAAUCACUGAAGACUUUGACUCUGGAUUCUGUAUCUCUGACUGCACAUCCUCGUUUCGCAGCCGGUGGUCAGGCUGCCAUGCAGAAUCAAGUUCUCCAGGCUUUGGCAGCGUUGCCCGCGGCAGCAGGGCAGGCGCAACAAGCGAUGAUGCCGCAAUGGCUACAGAACAUACCGGGACUUCCCGCUGGCUGGCAGCAGUUGCUCCAGAACAAUGUUCAGCAGGCCGCGCAACUCGCCUGGGCAGCAAAUCCUGCUGCUCAGCCUGCGCCGCAAUUGUUCAAUCAACAACAAGCUCAGCAAAACAAUGCUCACGCUCAGGCAAUUCAGCAGGUCAACGCUGCUGUCGCAGCGUUCAAUGCUGCUGCUGCCCCUGCUGUCCAGCCUGUCCCACCGCCUGCCUUGGGCCCAUUCAACGUACCCCCAGCGCUUCCAGCAAAUGCCGCCGCAGCACAGCAGAAUUUCGCCGCACAGCACAAUCAGGCUGACCCUUCCCACUGGACACAAGGUCAUCGCGAAGGCUCCUGGGCAGAGAUGCUAGACAAGCUGUCUCCCGGACCGAUCUUCAGCGACUUCCUGCCUCAGCCUCAGUCAUGGGAGGAGCCAUUGCCAGCUCGAGCGCUGACCAACCUGCAGACCAUCGAACUAAAAUCGUGCGGCUACGUGAAGCUAAUCAACAACACCACGAUCGAUCAACUCGCAAUUGAGGCUGGGUCUGAUCACCACUUGUCGCCUUGGUUCCGUGGUCGUCAGGCGGCACUACUACCAGCCAUGAUGACGACCAAUGACAGAUACAUCGGCCGUAUUGUGCAGCAUAUGCCAGAGCAUGAGCUGAACGCAUUACAGUAUGCUUGGGGAUUGAGCCAAGGCUGGGUUGACCGCGCGAAGGCGGAGGAGGUUGAGUAUGAUGGACUACUCCCGGGAGGCACUGGCAGAUUCUCGGGCAAGAUCGAAAAGGGCUCAAACGCAACCAAUUGAUGACCAUGGGACGCUGAUGAGACUGUCGAUAAGGUGAUUUGCAAAUGGGCAUGCCAGCGCGGAUGAAUUGUGCUCCCUGAAGAUGGAUGAGGAUUGUAGUAUCUUGUGAGCUUCUCACGCCAUACAGUGGCUGGCAUGCAUACCACAGGUACAAA
This is a messenger RNA of Cercospora beticola, 3778 nucleotides long. RefSeq lists its product as uncharacterized. NCBI's taxonomy places the organism in Eukaryota, Fungi, Ascomycota, Dothideomycetes, Mycosphaerellales, Mycosphaerellaceae. The record is from RefSeq and is a predicted model, not a curated record.